Molecule: messenger RNA, 1888 nt
Organism: Scheffersomyces amazonensis
Lineage: Eukaryota; Fungi; Ascomycota; Pichiomycetes; Serinales; Debaryomycetaceae
Gene: NOG2
Product: putative GTPase
Exons: 2
Coding region: 99-1751 (550 amino acids)
Cellular component (GO): nucleolus
Molecular function (GO): GTP binding
Source: RefSeq, a predicted model, not a curated record
UAACUAUUAACUAUUACUUAAUAAUAAGGUUAUUCUGAGAAAAGAUUGAUACUGAUAAGGUUUCAAUUGAGUCAAUAGAAUAAAUUAUCAUAUAAAAAAUGGGUACUCAAAAGAAAGAAAAGCUGAGAAGAGUUAGAGAGGGAGAUACUCGAGAUGGUAACCUUCGAGUUAAAGGUGAAAAUUUUUAUAGAGAUGCUAAAAAGGUUAAGCAUUUAAAUAUGUAUAAACAAGGUAGAGCCGUUCGUAAUGCUAAGGGAGAUAUUAUAAAGGCUGCUGCUUUACAAAGUACUGAUGCUCCAACUGCUAGAGUUGAUCCCAAUAGAAAAUGGUUUGGUAAUACAAGAGUUAUUGCUCAAGAUGCUUUAACUCAUUUUCGUGAAGCUAUGGGAGAUAAGAAACGUGAUUCUUAUCAAGUAUUAUUAAAGAGAAAUAAAUUACCAAUGUCAUUAUUAGAUGAAAAGGAUCAAUCUGAAUCUCCAACUGCCAAAAUAGUUGAAACUGAAUCAUUUCAACUGACUUUUGGACCAAAACAACAAAGAAAGAAACCAAGACUUGCAGCUUCAAGUUUAGAAGAUUUAGUUCAAAAUACUGAAAAUGAUGGUGUUGCAUAUCAAGAAAAGCAAGAAUUAGAUGCCACAUUAGGAUUAAUGGGUGGAUCAUUUCUUGAUAAAGAAGAUUUUACUCAAGAAGCUAAAGAAGCUAUUUUUCAUAAAGGUCAAUCUAAAAGAAUUUGGAAUGAAUUAUAUAAAGUUAUUGAUUCAUCCGAUGUAGUGAUACAUGUUUUAGAUGCUAGAGAUCCAUUAGGGACUAGAUGUGAAUCGGUUGAAAAAUAUAUUCGUGAUGAAUGUCCUCAUAAACAUUUAAUUUAUGUUUUAAACAAGUGUGAUUUGGUUCCAACUUGGGUUGCAGCUGCUUGGGUUAAACAUUUAUCUAAAUCUUAUCCAACAUUAGCAUUCCAUGCUUCUAUUACCAAUUCAUUUGGUAAAGGGUCAUUAAUUCAAUUAUUAAGACAAUUUUCAACUUUACAUUCUGAUCGUAAACAAAUAUCCGUAGGAUUUAUUGGAUAUCCAAAUACUGGUAAAUCAUCAAUUAUUAAUACAUUAAGAAGAAAGAAAGUUUGUCAAGUUGCUCCAAUACCUGGAGAAACAAAAGUUUGGCAAUAUAUUACUUUAAUGAAAAGAAUUUUUUUAAUCGAUUGUCCUGGUAUAGUACCACCAUCACUGAAAGAUACUGAAUCUGAUAUUUUAUUUAGAGGAGUUGUAAGAGUUGAACAUGUGUCACACCCAGAACAAUAUAUUCCUGAUAUGUUACAAAAAUGUGAAAGAAAACAUUUAGAAAGAACUUACGAAAUUAAAGGUUGGAGUAAUUUUGAAGAAAAUCCUCAAUUAUUAGAACAAGCAAGUAUAGAAUUUAUUGAAUUAAUUGCUAGAAAGCAAGGUAGAUUAAUUAAAGGUGGAGAACCAGAUGAAAGUGGAGUAUCUAAACAAGUAUUAAAUGAUUUUAAUAGAGGGAAAAUUCCCUGGUUUGUACCUCCACCAAAGGAUGAAGAAGAAAGAAGUGGAGAAGAUAAAAAGGCAGGAUAUAAGAGAAAGAGAGCUGAAAGAGAAGAGGGAAGAGAAGGACAAAAUAAGAAAUCUAAACAAGAAGAAACUUCUGAAGAACAAACCACUGAAACAACCACUGAAGCUACUGAAGCUAAAGAAGUUGAACAAACUCCUGAAGCUGAAGAGUGGAAAGGAAUUGAGGAUUAGUUAAUUAUAUUAAUGACUUGCUUGCACAUUUUGGGAUAUUCAUUUCAUUUCAUUUCUUUUAAUAAUUCAAUAGCAUUGCAUAUUUAGUUUUACAUACAUUAGUAAUUAGGAUAGAAUUUGUAUAUUUAAAAAAGGAG